CCCAGUCCCAGUCCCUCAAUGCCGUCUAUCUUCUUCAAGGCUCCAUCUUUACAGAUCCAUUUUGAAUUCCGAAACAUUUUGAUUCCCUGAAAAUUUCCCGCUAAAAGGGUUUCUAAUGGAGCCACCAAGCUCCGUUCUUGAGGACGAGGAGUGGGAGUUUUGCGACGACGACGGCUUUGUCUACAGACGGAAGAAGCGGCGGCUGAACGAUCCACCUCUGCCUGCCGCCGAUAAAGAGGAGGCGAAUCCGGAGGAGGAAGAGAACCGACGAAGAGAAUGGAAGAGAAGGACGUUACUGAAGGUGGUGGAACGGUAUAAGAGAGAGAUCGGUCAGUGGGAAAUUUUGUCGAACGCGUUGAAGGCAAUGCAAGAGAAGGCUCAGAAGUCUCAAAUUGAGCAGCAAGAAAGACGAGAACAGCAAGAGUGGAGAGAGGAGGACGGUGCGGUGUCAGUUUCGAGUUUGCCUUUGGAAGAUAGAGAUAAUGGCGCUUCUCGGUCUCUCGUUGAUGAGCUUUUUGCACAGGCAGAAGCUCAAGAAGCAAUAAUUCAGGAUGUAUCAAAUUUAUGUGCUGUAGCAGAAGCAAUGUGUGAUGAACAAGAGGAGCAAUUGAAGCAAUCAUAUUUGGAUCUUCCAAUUUGGGCAUCACCGCAUGACCUAAUGGCAUCACUCUGUGAUGAUUGACAAGUAGUUUUCUUCCAGGUUUGUUGUACGUUCUUGGCACUCAAAAGAAUGAAUGAAUUGGGGUCAACAGCAAGUUCUUACACUGGUAUGACUUCUGUACUAGAAAUAGUGAUAGUUAGCAAUGCUAUAAGAAAUCUCUUUGUAAUAUGUCGUGUAAAAUCUGGAAUUUCAAUCACAAUUCACAGCUUCUUAGUUUGAUUAUGUUUAGGGAUUGUGUAAUCUAGUAGAGGUUGUAUUAUUGAACUGAUUCAAAUUCAACUGACCAUAUCGUGAAGGGAAGUAGAAAUAAGGAUGAAAAAAUGUGUUCUCACUUCUGCAAGCAACUGCUGGGGGAAAAAUAUUUGUGUAGUGUGUACAUUGAUGUGGAAAUUAUGUGCAGAGUACAUCGCCAUGCAUUGUUUGAUUUUCUUAAGUCA
Molecule: messenger RNA, 1098 nt
Organism: Rubroshorea leprosula
Lineage: Eukaryota; Viridiplantae; Streptophyta; Magnoliopsida; Malvales; Dipterocarpaceae
Source: the annotation of a GenBank genome assembly